This is a messenger RNA of Salvelinus sp. IW2-2015, 2892 nucleotides long. Lineage: Eukaryota; Metazoa; Chordata; Actinopteri; Salmoniformes; Salmonidae. The record is from RefSeq and is a predicted model, not a curated record.
GAAGCUCCUGAGCCGCCAUUUCAUGUGCGAGCAGCUGAGAGAACGGGGUGAGUUGGGCAUACAAAUCAGCAAAACAAAAACAAAUUUAGUCUACAAUAACGAUUUUUAAUCUUCGUCUGGCUAUCUCAUUUUUGGGGAGCAAAGAUGAGCUACGGAAGGCCUCCGCCCGAUGUCGAGGGUAUGUCCUCGCUCAAAGUGGACAAUCUCACGUACCGGACUUCGCCUGAGACCCUACGCCGAGUUUUCGAGAAGUAUGGCCGGGUGGGAGACGUGUACAUCCCCCGCGAUCGGUACACCAAGGAGAGCCGCGGUUUCGCCUUUGUGCGGUUCCARGAUAAGCGCGACGCUGAAGACGCGAUGGACGCCAUGGACGGGGCCUUGCUCGAUGGGCGGGAACUGCGAGUGCAGAUGGCGCGAUAUGGCCGUCCACCAGACUCCCACUUCGGGCGCCGAGGCGGCAGUGGACCCCCAAGGAGGCAUGGAGGCUACGGGCGCAGGAGUCGUUCGGCCAGCCCCCGCCGGCGAAGACACAGUCGWUCCCGAAGCAGGAACCGCAGUCGUGGCCGUGACUACAGCCGCUCACGGUCUCGUUCCUACUCUAGGUCCCGUUCCAAGUCCCGCACACCCCGCAAGAGCAAGUCCCCAUCAAGGUCCCGCAGCCGCACCCCGCCUUCUAACAGAGGCUCACGGUCGAGGUCCAAGAGCAUGCCCAAAUCCCCCGAUGACAACGGAACCGAGUCUUAGUAACAACAGUUCCAACCCAGACCCAGUAAGACGGUACACAGGGCAUGGGAGAAUGGGGGUGACCAUCAGACAGCCUCAUAUGUUUGAGUCAUAGAGAUAGUUAUAGGAUGCCGCAUUGCAUCUGUCCUGUUAUGGUGUCUGUGAGAGCAUGUGCAGUGCCAUUGAGGCCAUCUCCAUAKAUUUUUAUUCUACUAUGAGUUAGUAAACAAACUGAACGGUUGGUGAUUUACUGCCACCUGCKGUUAUGGAAUGUUUGCUCACUAGUAUAAUUAAUUUGCUGUUGACCUGGAUGCAAUUAUGUGAUCCUUAAACCAUUAAAAAGUCKCAACCGGUUGACUACAAAGUGAUACAAUUCRUCAAUGGUGUUGCCCAUGCUAAAACUGGCUUCUGGGCACCAGUCUGUCUAUGGUUUGAGUAUAGUUUGCUGAAUGUAGGGCACAUAAUUACGUAAGGAACAAUUAUAGGAACUCUAUGGUAGGACACUACAGGACAGGUUAAAUUCAAAUGCAGUUGGACAGUGUUCUGCAACCUUAAUAGUCCUUUGAAUAUUAGUGUUUAGUCACCAGAGUUGCAGUGUACCAGUCAAUACUGCAGAAUCCUGACCCUGGCAUUUUACUUGGUGUUGUAGAGGAAACUGGAAAUGUAAGUAGUGUACAAAACAAACGUUAAGUUGUGUGUAGAACGUGCAAGCUACACAAAGUAAAGUCAGGAAAUAGAGAUGGAUAUCUGCAGUGCACACUGAAUGUGCCCACAGAUCUAAUCAACAGUGUGUGGGUGUCUGCCAAUGUUUUAACCACAACCAAACUGUCACAUCAGCUAACAUUGGUUUGGGGUGGAUGUUAUCUGCAGGUCAGGGGUAUAGUUGGCCAAAAUUGUUUACAACAUUUAUAAAAUGUGCCAGGGCUUAUAUAUAUUUUUUUUUUUGAGAUUGAGUAUAUUUAUUGCGGGGUGCUAAAAUCAAACAUUCGUUUACCUAAAUGUGGAAUUCURUCCUCCAAGCUGCGGUGUCCUGUUGUCAAACCGAGAGGAUGUGGGGGUGUGGCAGAUGGCAGUGUAAGAGCAGUUAGUGUGUUGUGACGCGACCUGCCUGAGGCUGUUGGUGGGGGGCGAUGGCGGUUGCUAUGGAGCAGGGCGGUGCGGUGGUCCGUGCUGUCAGUUGGUGAGGUACUGUAUGUUCACAGGACCACAGACAGAAUGCUGCUMGCUGUACCGCUGUGUGUCUGGUCUCACUGGUGCAGGAGGGAGGACCCCAAGGUUUGUUGUCCAAUAAAUGCCUGAGUAAAAAUAAGAACAAAUUGAGUGGUAGCUGUGGGUGGGGGGCCCUUGUAGUGUGAAGACAUCCUGCGUUGUUAGGAACUCUGUUCUAUGCCAGUAACGUGGACAACUGACGAGCCCUCAAUGGAAUGGUUAAGGGGUGUUUUCUGAUUUUAGAUUGAGAACAGUUGGUUGUGUCAAACUAGCAACCUACCCMUUGACCUCCACCAAUGCAGCUUGUCUUGUUUUCUUUCCAGGUGUCAGACGAUUGAGACUUCUUCUCUGUGGACGUUGACCAGAGCUUAAGUCUGCCAGUGGACACCUCUCUACGCCUAACAGAAUACUGACCAAAAGGUUGUGACUUGGUCUAAAAUGUUUUGGUUUCAGUUGCCCAGAAAUAGACUGUACUAUAUAUUUACCAAUGCGUGUAAUGCCGUUGACUAGAGUGAAGGACAUGUUUUCAGGUGAACUGUAUUUUGUCUCAUUGUUAGUGCAGGCUUGUUGUAUUUUAAAUCAAAUUAAUCUUUUAUGAAGUAGCCCCCCCUUUUAUUUAUUGAAGCCCUUAUUUAGUAGUCUAAUUCUCUACAGAAGGAUUCCCGUAUUGAGUUACUGAUGUUCUUCUUUUGGAGAGUUGAAUUUAGCAGAGUUACCCUAAAGAAAAUGUUUUCUGWUAUUUUCUAAGCAAAACCAGCAACAUGUAGAGGGAAACCAUAUAAGCCAAGAUUGUAUCAAAAAUAUUUAACAUUUUAUGUAAUUCGCUAACCUAACUAGGAGUGCAGAUAUUGUUUUUUUUAUMUAUGUAUGUACACUGAGUACACAACAUUAGGAACACCUUCCUUAUAUUGAGUUGCACCUCCCRCUUUGCCCUCAGAACAGCCUCAUUUCGUGGGUGAA